UACACUAGCAUCAAUAUUUUUUUUAACUGUGUUGGGCAGGAGGAUGAAAUGAGUCACUUAUUGAUGAUAUAAGGCGACAGCAAAAAGUAAACAACUGCCUGGGUCGCAGUACAGCGGCCCGUAUAAAGGGUGCGCUGCUGGGAGGGAGCGCGUUACAUAAGCGCGCAGCAGCCCGGAGCCCCAGCGGCUGCGUACAGUAAGUAGUCAGAGCUUUAUGGUCUGACAGGUCGCAGAUAAAGCCGAAAGAGUCCGCAUCCAUCCUCUGACAUGUCACCCGUGAAGCUGGAGAGUUCAGAUGAAGCCAGCCCUGCUGAAAAUGGCAAGGCAAAGGAAUGCACCACAGCUCUAAAGGGACUGGAGACUAUCGCUCCUCUCGUGCGCAGCAUGGAGGAGACCCCGGAGCCAAUCGCUACCGAGGUACAAGGCACCAUUCCAUCUUGGAUCAAGGGCAACUUCCUUCGCAAUGGCCCGGGAAAGUUUGAGUUUGGAAAUACUCACUACAACCACUGGUUCGAUGGGAUGGCUAUGCUUCACCAGUUUAAGAUCCAGGAGGGUCAGGUUUCGUACAUGAGCCGGUUCCUCAGGAGUGAUGCCUACAACAAGAACAGCGAGAGGGACCGCAUCGUGAUGUCAGAGUUUGGCACCCUUGCCAUGCCUGACCCAUGUAAAAACUUCUUCCUGAGAUUCCUCUCCCGCUUCGAGAUGAUCGAACCGACAGACAAUGCAAGUGUGAGCUUUGUGAAAUACAAAGGGGACUACUAUGUCAGCACAGAGACUAACUUCAUGCACAGAGUGAACCCAGAGAACUUAGAAACACUGGAAAAGGUUGACUGGAGCAAGUUUAUUGCUGUAAAUGGAGCCACUGCACACCCACACUAUGAUCCAGAUGGCACCACCUACAAUAUGGGCAACUCUUAUGGAAGCAAAGGAGCUCUGUACAAUAUUAUCCGAGUACCUCCAGAGAAAACAGACAGCAAAGACACCCUUCAAGGAGCCCAAGUCCUCUGUUCCAUUGCGCCGGCAAACAAGUCCCAUCCCUCCUACUACCACAGCUUUGCCAUGUCCGAGAAUUAUGUGGUGUUCAUCGAGCAGCCAAUCAAGAUGGAUCUGUUCAAGAUAGUCACGUGCAAAAUAAGGGGGAAGGCUUUGAGUAGUGGCAUCUACUGGGAUCCCAAGCUGGAAACUGUCUUCCACCUUGUCGACAAGCGCACAGGAGAGGUUAGCCCAGUUAAGUACCACACCAAAGCCAUGUCCACCUUCCAUCAAAUCAAUGCCUUUGAGGAGGAUGGAUUCUUGAUGCUUGAUUUGUGCUGCGCGGACGACGGCCAAGCCAUCAACAACUACCUGAUCCAGAACUUACGCCAGUCAGGAGAGGCACUGGAUGAGGUGUACAAUGCUACAGACAGGGCUUUCCCUCGUCGCUUCGUGCUGCCCCUACAUGUGACCAGUGACACCCCAACCGGCCAGAACCUGAACACUCGCCCUUCCAGUGAAGCAUCCUGUGUCAAGAUCAGUUCAGAAAAGGAUGAUGAUGUCAUGAUGAUGAUGAUGAUGAUGAUGAUGAUGAUGAUGAUGAUGAUGAAGAUGGUGAUGAUGGUGUUCUGCAAGCAUGAGAAUCUCCAUGGAGAUGACCUGUGUGAAUAUGGUGGCCUGGAGUUCCCUCAGAUCAACUACGGCAAAUGCAACACUCGAGCCUACCGUUAUUUCUAUGGCUGUGGCUUCAAACACCUGGUGGGCGACUCACUGCUCAAGAUGGACCUGAAGGACAAGACGUUUAAGGUGUGGAAGCAGGAGGGUUUCUACCCGUCAGAGCCUGUGUUUGUGCCUUCACCUGAUGGUGUGGAAGAGGACGAUGGUGCCAUCCUGUCAGUGGUCCUCACACCCUCACAGGAUAAAGGAACAUUCCUCCUGGUGUUGGAUGCCAAGACAUUUGAGGAGUUGGGAAGAGCCCGUGUGCCUGUUAACAUGGCGUACGGUUUCCACGGUACCUUCAAUGCCUCUGCAUAGACCCGUUUCUGCUAUAUCCAAAGUAUUUCUUAUGCAGUACUGAAUACAAUAACCACCAGCGGAGUAUUAAACACAUACCACUGUAUGCCUAAUGCCCCAAAGUUACUGCUGCACUACAUGUAAACGAUUCAAUGCUCUCUGAAUGUUGAUUAACAUCAUAUUUAUAGUUUCCUCAGAGCAGCCAAUUAAAUAACAUUACCAUCAUUGUAAUUAAGUACUUUUUUAACAUCAACUUGAAACUUAACACUCUGUCCUCCAAGGUACAUCAUCAGAGGAGGAGUCAUUAGUUAAAACACAAAGUUUCUGUUGAAAGAAAUUAAUAUUUUUAUAAAUAAUUCUCUUGUGCCUUUUAAUUUUUUUUACUCCAACAGUAUAUAUAUAUAUUUUUACAUGUAUUAUUACUUUUAUACGCCAUAAAUUUGUAAUUAAAUGUAACUUCUGCAAAGAUAAUAAUGUCAUCAUGAUGUUAUUGUUGUGCAUCCUUCACAUAAAGUCUCUGUCGCAUGAAUACAUUUUUUUUAAGAAGUCUUAAUAUGACCAUGUUUCAUGAAAAACUUUUUUAGUUAAUGUUGCAUUUGUAGAAGACUAAUACAAUGUUUUGGGACCUCACAUAGCUUGACAUGUAGGCUGUUCAUAUGAAUCUCACGUCUACAUUGAAAUUUUGUAUUUUUGUUACGAUGUGUCAAAGUGCAUGAUGCCAGACUUAAUUAAAAUAUGUCAAUUAUUUUCAACAGAA
Menidia menidia (Atlantic silverside) is the source of this 2743-nucleotide messenger RNA. Lineage: Eukaryota; Metazoa; Chordata; Actinopteri; Atheriniformes; Atherinopsidae. The record is from the annotation of a GenBank genome assembly.